Paraphaeosphaeria sporulosa is the source of this 1693-nucleotide messenger RNA. RefSeq lists its product as uncharacterized. Bases 424 to 1542 code for a protein of 372 amino acids. The record is from RefSeq and is a predicted model, not a curated record. The transcript has 4 exons. NCBI's taxonomy places the organism in Eukaryota, Fungi, Ascomycota, Dothideomycetes, Pleosporales, Didymosphaeriaceae.
GGCUCGGAGGGUCCAGCAGAUUUAUGUUACACCACGAAAACCUGGCCAAUGGAGUUACCUAAAGCUUGGUUACCAUGUGCGUAAUGUCCGAUCAUAGUUAGCACUAUGAUCAUCGGGCGGUCGGCCUAUCUGGUCCAUCAGACAUCAGGGUCGAGGGCAUUUCUCUGACAGACGGGGGGCUUCGGUGCCAGCCCCUGAGGAUCCUACAGACGAUCCCAGUGGCCAGAAGGUUUGUCGAAUGUUCCUCAUGGCGUCGGCUCCAUCGCCACCAAACGCACAGGCAUGUCCAAGUGAACCUGCUCCCGAGCCGUCUGUCACAUCACACCUAUCUCAGGGACACAUAAGCCCCGUACCACCGGAGGGUUGACACCGACACCGCCCUUACACUUUUACCAGUAUUGUUCUUAGUAUUUGCUACUUACAAUGAACGAGGAUGGCACUUGGCCUAAUCGUGGCGGCCAGAUCUUGGGCGCAACACUGAGCAUCUGCAUCCUCAGCACAGGUAUCCUGAUAUGGAGAAUCGUCUAUGGAAUCCAGAGCAAGCGCAAGCUCAUGAUCUGUGAUUAUUUGUUGAUCGUCGCUGCGUGCCUCAAUGUCGCGUCAUCUGGUAUACGCAUCAAGUCCACAAUCCACGGCCAGGGCCGGCACAUCAAUGACCCCAGCAUCAGCAAGCCCCACGACAUCCUGCAGUACAGCUACUACUUGUACAUCGGACAGAUCAUUAACCUGAUCGCCGUGGCUAUUUUGAAGUUGUCGAUUUGCACCUACCUUCUGGCUCUGCCAUUUGGACUCACCUACAAGCUGGUCAUCUACUUGUCGAUUGCUAUGGUCGCAGUCUUCAAUUUCACGCUGCCCAUGAUGGGGCAACUCUGCGCGAAACCUUUUGAAGCGAAUUGGAACAAGAGCAUCAAAGGCACCCGCUUUUACAAAGGCUCUACUGCGCUCACAUACAUGCAGGGCGUGUCAAAUAUUCUCACAGAUGUUGUCUACAUAGUAGCGCCGAUUCUCUACCUUUCAUCCGUACAGUUGUCAUCGAAGACGCAAUGGGGACUUCGACUAGUCUUCUGUCUCGGCCUGACCGCGACCGUGUGCUCAAUAUUCAAAACCGUGGAAUUGAAAAGCCUUCUCAAGACUAGAGACCCGACAUGGGACGGCGUGAACCUAACAAUCUGGUCCGCGACUGAGCUCUCCGUCGGCAUCCUCGUCGCCUCCCUCCCGCCGCUGCGCAAGCAAUUCGAGCGCAUCCUACGCAAAGUGCUACCCAGUACCUUACAAACCAGCAACAAGCGCACACCAGGUAGCCACAGCGGCAUUCCGAUGUACAACGUAUCCAAGGUGACCACCAAACGCAAUACGAGAAUCAUGGGGCGGUCGGAUGUCGGGAUCGAUGAUGGGGACAGCGAACGGAGUAUCUUGCCAGACGGUGGGAGCGAUACGAAGGUCGAUCGCGGGAUUAUGAAGACAGUCGUGCAUGAGGUUACGAGCGAGUCGCGGAGUGAGACGGGCAAGGAAGUGCCGCAGAGCUUUGAGCAGAGGAGAUGACGAAGGCAGAGGGAGCUUAAAGCAUAUGAUACGCUUAGCUUGUGCUUGCAGCGGUCUUCGAAUGGACGGUAGAGCCAUUCAUCGUUGAAUCGUAGCCAUUCCUAGAACUCAAUUAACAAGAAUACAAGUAAGAGACCCGUGCCAGACCUGC